This is a messenger RNA of Sporothrix brasiliensis 5110, 972 nucleotides long. RefSeq names its product ferulic acid esterase (FaeA). Bases 1 to 972 code for a protein of 323 amino acids. NCBI's taxonomy places the organism in Eukaryota, Fungi, Ascomycota, Sordariomycetes, Ophiostomatales, Ophiostomataceae. The transcript has a single exon. Gene Ontology annotation, molecular function: feruloyl esterase activity. The record is from RefSeq and is a predicted model, not a curated record.
AUGUUCACCCUUUCCCUGCAAAUGGUUGCCUGUCUGGUCGGCGUCUUGUCGAUGGCCACUGCAUCACCGUGCACCACCAAAGCAGUCACCGGCUGCCACAAGGCCCUCCCGUACGGCCAGUCUCGCGGUGCUGUCACCAACGCCAGCAUCACCAGCAAUGGCCUGGACCGCAACUACCUGGUGUUUGUGCCGCCCAACUACGAAAACAAAAAGCCCACACAGGUCAUCCUGUCGUUCCACGGGGGCACCAAGACCGCUCUGCAGCAGCUGGAGCUCGACAAUCUGACGCUGCCCGAGUUCAACACCGACUCCAUUGUGGUCUAUCCGCAGGGCAUCAACAACUUUUGGCAGGGCGUGCCGGGCGUCACCGUGGACGAUGUGCAGUUUACGAGCGACCUGCUCGACCACGUGUCCCGACAAUACUGUGUGGACACGCGGCGCAUCAUGGUCACCGGCAAGUCGGACGGCGCCGGGUUCUGCAACGUGCUGGCCUGCGAUGCCGGUCUGUCCGCGCGGAUUGCCGCCUUUGCCCCCGUGUCGGGUGCCUACUACGUGGACACGCUGCCCUGCGACGCCGACACGGUCGCGAUCCCCUGCAACAAUGCGCGCCGCGACAUUCCCCUCCUGGCGUUCCACGGCGGCGCGGACACCGUCAUUGCGUACGGCGGCGGCGAGCGAAAGAAGGCGUGUCUGCCGUCGGUGCCGCACUGGAUCCAGUCGUGGGCGGCGCGGGAGAACUUGGGAGCGAGCAACCACACGGUGCCGUACGCCCAGGACACGGUCAUCUACGAGUUCAGCCGUGGGACCCAGAAAGGCCUGGUCAACCUGGUCUACGACAGGGUCAAUGGUCACGACUGGCCGAGCACGCAGCCGAACGCCGACAACCAAAAUGCCGGCCAAGCACCCACGAGCUUCAACGCGACGCCCAUGAUUCUGGACUUUUUUGCCAAGCACACAUUGACAGACUUGUGA